Choloepus didactylus (southern two-toed sloth) is the source of this 2405-nucleotide messenger RNA. RefSeq names its product tropomodulin 4 (gene TMOD4). NCBI's taxonomy places the organism in Eukaryota, Metazoa, Chordata, Mammalia, Pilosa, Megalonychidae. Gene Ontology annotation, biological process: pointed-end actin filament capping; myofibril assembly; muscle contraction. Gene Ontology annotation, molecular function: tropomyosin binding. The record is from RefSeq and is a predicted model, not a curated record. Gene Ontology annotation, cellular component: myofibril; striated muscle thin filament. The coding region runs from base 1278 to 2315 and encodes 345 amino acids. The transcript has 9 exons.
UGGCUGUUAGUGGCCACUAGAGGCUCUCAGGGUUGGGCAGGGUAUGGGGGUUGUGUUUAUGUGAUCUCCCACUACCCCCCACCUGGCCAGAUCUAAAAUAAUAAAAUGCUGAGCUCACUGUUCCUCCACCCUCUCCCCGGCACCAGGCUCCUCCUGCUGCUGGGACAGUGCUCCACCAGAACAGACAGACCGACAAAAAGGGAGGUGAGAAGGGAAGUGGCCACCAGGACUGGUAGGUGGGGAAGGCAGGGGGUUUAUGGAUGAGAGCCUUGUGGGAUGGGAGGAGAGAGUGGCUCCUAUUGGGAACGAUAUGGAGCGUGCCUCUUUCACACUGUGUAUGUUUCUGAUACUGUCCGUCUUGUCCCUUAACUGUAUAGGGUAUAUAUUAUCACUGUAAGUGUCUCACACUUUGUGGAUGAUUCAUAUUCAGCAUGGUGUGUAUGUGCAGCUUAUGUGUAUUUUUCAUAUUGUAAAAGAUUGUGCAAGUUUAAUCCUCUCACUGUUUUUAGAGAAACUUUAUCUCAUUUAUAAGGCAUUUCCCACCCAUUAGUCUGGUAUCACCUUCUCCAAAGUCAGGAACAAAUAAUGGGUGAUAAGGCCUUCUGAGGCUGUAUCACCCUGCCCCUAACCUCAAAGAUCCCUAGACUCUGAACCUUUGCUUUCCCUUAGGGUUUAGAAUUUUAGCAAACAUAAGAAUCAAGUCUUGAUCCCCCUACAAUAAAAGAUGAAAUGGGGAUAGGGCAAAAGAACUGUCCCCUCCCCCCCCAAUCCUUUUUCUGCUUAACCAGUUUUGGAGAAAGGUAGGAUUAUGGGGAAGAGAGGAGGAAUUUCCCUGAAGCUCCCUGCCUUCCCCCCUUUCCUUUCAAUGGGAAUCAGGCAUAGGGCCAGCUGUUCUGGCAGGGCCCCCCCAACAGCUGUGCUAGAGCAAAAGGUACUGACCGGCGAGGUUAUAGGGGACAGUUGCUGCCAAGAGAUCUGUCAUGCAGUGAGAGGGCAAACUCAACCUGGAUGCCUUGGAUCCCCAUCCAGUGACUGGAAUCUAGGGAAGUCGGAAGAAGGAGGUCUGGUUCUGGCUCCAAACCACCUAACUUUCUUCCCCCAUUCUCCCAUCCCAACUAGAUUUCUAAGCUCCAAGGCAUCCAGGUCCUUGUUCUGCCUCCUUGGCUGGUCUCUUUGUGUCCCUACUGUGUGUAUGUAUUUCUUCCACUGUUCAACCACUUUCCUCAUAUCCCCAGGCUCUGUGAGCUCCACACUGUGGGGAGGGGGUGGGGGCCACCAUGUCAUCGUAUCAGAAGGAACUGGAGAAAUACAGAGACAUAGAUGAAGAUGAAAUCCUAAGGACCUUGAGCCCUGAGGAACUAGAGCAGCUGGACUGCGAGCUGCAAGAGAUGGACCCCGAGAACCUGCUCCUGCCAGCUGGACUAAGACAACGUGACCAGACAAAGAAGAGCCCUACCGGGCCACUGGACCGAGAUGCCCUUUUGCAAUACCUGGAGCAACAGGCACUAGAGGUCAAAGAGCGUGAUGACUUGGUGCCCUUCACAGGCGAGAAGAAGGGGAAACCCUAUAUUCAGCCCAAGAGGGAAAUCCCAGCAGAGGAGCAGAUCACCCUGGAACCUGAGCUGGAGGAGGCAUUGGCCAAUGCCACAGACGCUGAAAUGUGUGAUAUUGCAGCAAUUCUGGGCAUGUACACACUGAUGAGCAACAAGCAAUAUUACGAUGCCAUCUGCAGUGGAGAAAUCUGCAACACCGAAGGCAUUAGCAGUGUGGUACAGCCUGACAAGUAUAAGCCAGUACCAGAUGAGCCCCCAAAUCCCACAAACAUUGAAGAGAUUCUAAGGAAGAUUCAAAGCAAUGACAAAGAGCUGGAGGAGGUGAAUCUCAAUAAUAUACAGGACAUCCCAAUACACAUGCUAACUGAGCUGUGUGAAGCAAUGAAGACAAAUACCUACAUCCGGAGCUUCAGUCUGGUGGCCACAAGGAGUGGUGACCCCAUUGCCAAUGCAGUGGCUGGCAUGUUGCGUGAGAAUCGUAGCCUCCAAAGCCUCAACAUCGAGUCCAACUUCAUUAGCAGCACAGGGCUCAUGGCUGUGCUGAAGGCAGUUCGGGAAAAUGCUACACUCACUGAGCUCCGUGUAGACAACCAGCGCCAGUGGCCUGGUGAUGCAGUGGAGAUGGAGAUGGCCACCAUGCUAGAGCAGUGUCCCUCUAUUGUCCGCUUUGGCUACCACUUCACACAGCAGGGGCCACGAGCUCGGGCAGCCCAAGCCAUGACCCGGAACAAUGAACUACGUCGCCAGCAAAAGAAGAGAUAACACUGCCUUUCUCUUUUCCAACUAGAGCUGGAAAUCUUGGACUUAAAUCCUCAUCUAUCCCUUUCCUGUAAAUAAAGGCCCUUCUGUCCA